This is a messenger RNA of Daucus carota subsp. sativus, 2282 nucleotides long. Its product is annotated as exocyst complex component EXO70A1. Lineage: Eukaryota; Viridiplantae; Streptophyta; Magnoliopsida; Apiales; Apiaceae. The transcript has a single exon. Gene Ontology annotation, molecular function: phosphatidylinositol-4,5-bisphosphate binding. The record is from RefSeq and is a predicted model, not a curated record. Gene Ontology annotation, cellular component: exocyst. Bases 59 to 1570 code for a protein of 503 amino acids. Gene Ontology annotation, biological process: exocytosis.
CAAUUCUUAUAUCUUCAUCAAAAGACCAUCAUUGCAGGUCCUUGAUUUUACAAUAAAUAUGUCGAAGAGUCUUGUCGAUUCUACUACAGAUGAUCUGCAGAAGAAUAAGAAGAUGUUCCUAGAUAUAUUGGACAGAUCAACCUAUGCACUCGAAUAUGAUCGUUUGAGUUCCACUCUCCACUCUAGCAGUGUGACAAGCAGCUAUGGCUAUGAGUUUCAGGGAAGAAAUCGUAAUGGUGAAGGUGAGCUCUCCUCACCGCAAAUGAACCAUCUGCAUAGUAUAAUAAAGAGGCUAAGCAUCACAGGAUGUCACGAGGCCUGCAUCGAGGCCUACAGAAAUUCAAGGAAGUCAGUGGUGGAUGCAAGGUGUAGGAGGUUUUGCACUGUAAAGAGAACCACUGAUGAUUUACAGAGAUUUGAAUGCGAAGAAUUUGCCACAGAGAUCAGAAUUUGGAUAGAUACUGCUAAUAUUUGUUAUAACAAUAUCUUCCCCGAGGAGAGGAAUUAUUAUGAGCAGAUCUUUUAUGGCGUGGGAUCUGUCACAGAUGACAACUGUUUCCUGGCUAUAAUCAAGCCUGUGGCAAUCCAGUUGAACAACUUUGCAGAUGCAGCAAGCUACAUUUCAUCAUUUCAAAAAUUGUUCGCUGUUUUGGAUCUGUACAAGGCUCUGUUCAGUAUCUUGCCUAAGAUUCAAGGCACGUUUAAUUCUGCAUCAUGCAGAAUUAUAUCAGAAGCGGCACUAAAAACUAUUGAUAGCCUUGCAAAUCAAGUAAGAAAAUUGUUUUGCAGCUUUGAGGAUACGGUGUUUAAUGAGCAAUCAAAAACUUUACCUGCAGAGGGCACAAUUCAUUCUAUGACAACGUAUGCAAUGAAAUUUGUUACUAGCAUUUCAGUGUACAAGGAAGUGCUAACAAAUGUAAUUGUAUCUCGGCCCACAAAAAGCUUGGGAACUCAGGCGUAUGAUCAGUUUUUGGAAGCUUCAAGGGGAACCCCGUUAGAACUCCACGUGAUUUGGAUCAUAAUAAGCUUGAAAAUAAAUUUGGAGGGCAAAUCUAGUCUUUAUGGAGACUCGUCAUUGCGCCAGGUAUUUAUUAUGAACAAUGUUAACCGCAUAUUUAAGACUAUUACAGGGUCUCCAGAACUGCUAAAAAUGAUUCAGGAGGAGUAUCUAUCCGAGCUGAGCAAAGAGGUCGUGCAGGCAGCGGAGGACUAUUCUACAUCAGUUUCAAACAAGUUUCUGUAUUGUUUGAGAGACGAUGGAUUAAACUUCAAGUAUUCAUUUAGUAACUGGAUAGUAAAGAACUCUGUGAAGAAAAGGAUCAAGGCUUUCAACACUACAUUCGAAGAGGCUUCUCGGAUUCAAUCAAGAAUGCCUGUGUUGGAUGUAGACAUACCCUUUCAUCUUCAUGAGCUCAUUCUGAGUAAGUUGCUUCCGGCUUAUAAGCUGUUUCUCCAAAAAUAUGGGAGCCUUUUACAGAGUGAAAGGAACAAGGACAGAUACAUUAAGUACACAUUGGAGGACCUUGAGCAUACAGUAAAAACUUAUUUUCAGCAUGCUCCUGAGUGCUGACUAUCCACUGUGUUGGAAUAUAAUAUGAUCCUGGUAAGCCCUCCUCUCAACACCUUGAGAUAUUGGGAGAAUUGGUCACUUAACAUGGUAUGAGAGCUCAGGCUCACGGGAGACUCGGGAAGAAUAAGAAUCACUGUUCUUACACGAACACAAAAUAUUUCCAACUAACAAAGUUAUUGUGGGGCUGAUUCUGUUUAAUAAAAGAAAUUGACCAAGGUUUGUAAAGUUAAAAAAUCGAGAAUUAAAACAUUGAUGAAUCAAAAUGUGGUUUUUUCAAUGGACAUAUGUAAAGAUGCUAAUAAUUCUGAUUUCUACUUGAACUACUGUGUCCGUUACCUUGCUUGAAAUUCAGAACAUGUUCAAAUGUGCAACAUGGGGCUACUGAGACUGUGUCCCCAAGUAAAUAUAAUUUAGUGGUGCUAGGGAAGAGCAUGGUUCAGUUCGGCUAUGUUUUGGGAUAUGUUGCCUAGAUGCUAUAGCUCAGAAUGUUGCAAGGGACUGUGAUUCCGCAUUUGUCUUAUGUUUUUCUUCGGAUUAAGCCUUUUGUACGGCAGAUGUUUUAGGUAUUUAAAGAGAAACAAAUUCAGUUGGUCCAUCAUCAUGGCUGAAUUCUGCAUCUACCUCAGAACUGCAGUCUUCGAUCAUAUAUGUAACGAUUAAUAAAAGAAUAAUGACUCUGGUUUCACCAAAUCAAUUCAAAAGUAGUGCAUUG